Molecule: messenger RNA, 3788 nt
Organism: Nicrophorus vespilloides
Lineage: Eukaryota; Metazoa; Arthropoda; Insecta; Coleoptera; Silphidae
Product: histone lysine demethylase PHF8-like
Exons: 13
Coding region: 1056-3650 (864 amino acids)
Biological process (GO): protein demethylation; regulation of transcription by RNA polymerase II
Molecular function (GO): transcription coregulator activity; histone demethylase activity
Source: RefSeq, a predicted model, not a curated record
CUACCCCUAUCGGGCGCAGUCCAUCCGGGGACCAUUAUCGACCAUCCAUUUGCCUCGUUCUGUGCAAGUGUAAUUUAUGUUUUCUUGUGCAAAGGGUGAGAAUACAUAAUUAUUUUCGUUAAUCCCCUUCCAGCAUCUCAAAACACAACAUAAAUACACAAGAGAACACUAAAAAUUAAACAAAUAUCAGAGAACACGCAGACAUCGCUAUGGCCAUAUCCAAAUACUCCAUCCUGGAUUCGCCAGAGCAUUGAGACAAUAUUAAAUCUGUACCAAAUACUCCAAAUAAAUCUCACAUUACAGAUACAAACAAAUACACAGACUCUCAAUGUUUGCAUGCGAAUUGUAUCGAUGUUCGUUUUAUUUAUUAUUUCUAAAUAUUGUUUUUUUUCUAUUUUCAAUGAGUUGAGAUUCUGUAGAUCAGGAUGCUGACGCCUUUACCCAAAUCGAUAUUUGCCAAGACCAAGAAAUCAACUAUAUUUCAUGCAUGCCUUAUAACUAAUUUAUAUCCAAUAUCAUCGCAUGUUUACGAAUUUAAUUGUAAUUUAAAAUAGUUUAAGUAAAAAUGAUAUUGUAUUGAUCAUUCAUGAAUUCGAUGAACGAAAAUAAAAGUAUUUGUAAAUUGAAGACAAUAGGAAGAGAAUUGCAUUCGUCCUAGUAAGAAUCCUGCAAGAACAAUCUGGCUGCGACCUAGUUUCGUAAAAAAAAAUUGAGCUGCAUCCAGGUCGUCAAUUUACCUGGGAAUACGGGACGAUCGAUACAGCUGCACCGGCUGAAAUAAUAAUAAUAAAAUGUUGUGCAAGUGCAUCGCAGCGCACCCUAUGCAGCUCGGGUCAUACUAGAAGUACAAGAACAAUCAAUACUGUCGGCUUCCGUGUAAAGGUUGUUGUUAAUAAAUUGGUCAUUUCGGGUGGUCAUCGAAGCCAAACUAUAGAGGACACAUCGGCAUCGUAGACCCGAAGCCAGCACCUAGUGGUCCGAGCGUUGGCGACUUUCUCCAUUGAAAGGUUGGCCAACCUGCAAGAUGUAAAUGUCAUGUCAGUCAGAGUGGAAUAAUGGCAAAUAGUACAGCUUAUUGUUUAUGUGGACAACCCUACGACCCGAACAUUUUUAUGAUCCAGUGCGAUGUUUGCAGAGAUUGGUUCCACAGCAAGUGUAGCAGCUUCAAAGAAUAUACUGCAGUCGAAAUUGAUAAGUACCACUGUCCCAGGUGCUCCAAUUUCUAUGGACCCUCCAUUUUUAAGCCGUAUCUCAACAGCCACAGGCACAACUACUGGGAGGACAAUGUUGCUGAUAAGCCAGUGCAGACAGGCACUGUCACUUUCAUCAGAGAACUGCGUUCUAGACACUUCACCAGUGAUGGAGAAAUAGUCUUGCAUAUCCGCGGACCUCAGCUAACAGAUCAUUAUCUAACACAGAAGGGGUUCAAUAAUCCAAUCAUUAUCGAUGACAAAGAUGGACUUGAACUCACUGUGCCCCCAGAGGACUUCACCCUCUAUGAUAUUGAGAAUUUCGUGGGUAGCGACCAUGAAAUGGAUGUCAUUGAUGUCACCAGGCAGGCUGAUUUCCGGAUGACACUAGGAGAAUAUAUUGCAUACUUCUAUGGCAUGGAUCGAAGAAGGAUUUUCAAUGUUGUCAGUUUGGAAAUCUCCAAUACAGGGUUGGCAAAUCAGGUGGAGGCUCCCAUGAUUGCCAGGAAGUUGGACUGGGUCAAUUCUGUCUGGCCGCCCUCGUACAGUGUUGAUGCUCCCAACGUGCAGAAGUACUGCUUAAUGAGCGUCAAGAACUCGUACACCGAUUUCCAUAUCGACUUCGGUGGUACCAGCGUCUGGUAUCAUGUUCUGCGCGGCGAGAAGGUCUUCUAUUUCGUCAGACCUACCCAGCAGAACCUUGCUUUGUAUCAGCAGUGGAUGUCCUCGACAAACCAAAGCGAGACCUUUUUUGGAGACCAGGUCGACCAAUGCUUCAAGUGCACCCUACGCCAAGGACAGACCAUGCUUAUACCAACUGGUUGGAUUCACGCUGUCCUCACACCCGUCGACUCUCUUGUCUUCGGAGGCAAUUUCUUGCAUAGCUUGAAUAUUCAAAUGCAAUUGAGGAUCUACGACAUUGAGGUAAAAACAAAAACGGAAGCAAAAUUCCUUUAUCCGUUUUUCGAGACCAUCCAUUGGUUUGCGGCCAAGAGAAUGCUUUACCGCAUGACCGAAUUGAAUGCUCAAGAGGUGCGCUGUCCGAGUAACCUACUCGAUGGCCUCAAGUCUAUAUUGGCCUAUUUGAAGCACUGGAAUUCCGGAAAGGAUAUGAUCUAUUUACAGUUCGAGAAGAACUCUUUCGAGCAGAUCCCAUCGGAGAUCAACGUUGCCAAAUUCUUUAAGGAAAUCUCCAAAGAGAUCAGAUUCGCUGAGCGUUACAUAAACACAUUAAAUCCACCGAAGCCGGAAAGGGAAUCAAAACGCAAAAGGAAAAAGCCUAUUAACAAGGACUUCGUCGAUUACUCCUCCAACGCUAAGGCUCUGGAGUGCAUGGUACCAGAGAGAUUACCCCCCAAGAAGCCGCCACCUAUUAAGAUCACAUUACCCAAACCUUACACUUAUGAGAAUGUGGUAGCUGCGCCCGUCGAAGCUCCAUUAAUGACUGAGUACAAUCCUUCUUGGUCUGAGCCCAACGUGCGCCCUGAGGAAACCACGGCCAUCCACGCAGGAGGAACAAUUCUGAAAAUAAAACUCGGGACAAGAGAUAUAAUCCCAGUUGAGACUGCUGUUGUUCACGACGUAAAUUUGUCUAAAUCGGUAUACGAUUUCCAUGAUGAUAGUGAAAGAGAGGAAGACUGUUUAUUGAGCGGUGGUGUUGAUGAGAACGAGAAGAAGGUUAAAAAGUUGAAAGUUAGGCUACCAGUACGCAGGGAUAAUCCCGAAUUAUCAUCGAGUAGUGGGAUUGAUAGUUUCUUGCAGCCCCCUGCUUUGCCUAAAUACUUAGAUAGCGACGUUGAAGAUCAUGGCGUCGUGGAAGGUUCAAGUGAAGAUACCAUCGCGGAUAUCCUUGCUCUCGGAUGCAGCGAUUGGGACGAGAAGAACAAGCGUAAGAAACGUUCGCACAGUCAGUUGGAAGAAGAGGACGCUCUGAACAACGUUCAUCAGGACGAGGAUUACAUUUAUCCAGGGUUAGAUAACUCCGACGACGACGAUUUCAAUUUGUUCAAGCCAAGGAACAGAUCCAGCAUAGAUGAGCCGUGGAACCCCAAGGUGCGCGUGGGACCGCUCUUGCCAAAAAUGAACAGACCCGCAAGGGAGGGCACAAAGAAGCAGGCAGUCGAGAAGGUCCUAGAAGCAGCCGCCAAACGUGCAACUGAACUAUCAGAAAAGGCCAAAGCACCCAAGAAGCCAACAACUCCUAAGAAGAAGGCUAAGCCCAGGGCUAAACCUGCGGAUAAGGCGACGGCGGUGACGUGCACAAUCACCUCCGCCAGCUCGCCACCGCCAUCUCCGCCGCCUCCGAGAUGCCUGCUGCUGAAUGAGCCUAUGCCGCCUCCGAAGCCAUUCCCCGUUCCUCCGAAGGCGACGAAGGUUUCGACGCCGAAACCAAAGAAGGGCAUGAAGACUGUAAAACAACGAUUGGGUAAAAUACUCAAGAUACAUAAGAUGAUCCAUUAGGUGUGUCAUUCCGGGGUUUUUAACAUUUAGAUGACAGUAUUUCGAUUUGACUUGUUGUAUCUAAUGUUAAUUUAUGUCUAUCAUUAUUUAUGUGUUCAGUCGGAUCUCAUCUUUUGAAUCCCUAUAAAUGUUUAAAAA